Molecule: messenger RNA, 1490 nt
Organism: Halichondria panicea
Lineage: Eukaryota; Metazoa; Porifera; Demospongiae; Suberitida; Halichondriidae
Product: O-phosphoseryl-tRNA(Sec) selenium transferase-like
Exons: 12
Coding region: 45-1472 (475 amino acids)
Biological process (GO): selenocysteine incorporation; conversion of seryl-tRNAsec to selenocys-tRNAsec
Molecular function (GO): tRNA binding; O-phosphoseryl-tRNA(Sec) selenium transferase activity
Source: RefSeq, a predicted model, not a curated record
AACUAACUGUUUUAGACCUCCGAAAUAAGAAGGAAAGAUAAGAAAUGAAUACUCAGUCCCUUGAAGCUGCUACUGCUCUGGUACCUUAUGUCAAGCAGGGGAGAGAAGCAAGGAGAACUCAUGAGAAACACAUUCAGAUAUUACUGGAACAGAAAAAGCUUCCUGAGGAAGGCUGGGAUGAUGCGAGAAUACAGUUGCUCCUGCAAGAGCUUUCCCUAAUGGACAGCAAUAAUUUCCCAGAUAAUGUCGGAGUUGGGGAAAGGGAAGCACGGAUCUACUCCAACCUAGUGGCUCAGAGGCAUUUCAGGUUGGGGCAUGGUAUUGGUCGCUCUGGAGACGUAGCAGCUGUCCAACCCAAGGCUGCAGGGUCCUCUCUCAUCAUGCAGCUCACCAACUGUCUCCUCUUGGAUAUUAUCAGAGCCAGAGGAGUCCACUCGGCCAGGAAGUGUGUGCUGAUUCCAGUAGCCACGGGGAUGGCUUUGCUGAUGGUUCUACUCACGCUCAAGCAGAGGAGACCUCAGGCAAAAUAUGUGGUAUGGCCGAGGAUAGACCAGAAGAGCUGCUUCAAGUCUAUCAUCUCUGCAGGGCUGGAGCCAGUAGUGAUUGAGAAUUUGUUGAAUGGUGACCAACUGCAGACCAAUGUGGCUGGUAUUGAGUCUUCUAUUGAAGAGCUGAGGCCUGAGAACAUUGUCUGUGUCCUUACCACUACCAGCUGCUUCGCACCCAGAGCUAUAGACAAGCUUGAAGAAGUGAGUGUUCUGUGUCAGCGUUACGACAUCCCUCACCUCGUGAACAAUGCGUACGGUGUGCAGUCUAGCAAGUGUAUGCACGUUAUUCAAGAGGCUCACAGGCUGGGUAGGGUGGACGCAUUCGUACAGAGUACGGACAAGAAUUUCAUGGUACCGGUUGGCGGUGCUGUAGUGGCAAGCUCCAGUGAAGAAUUUAUCAACAGCGUCUCACAAAUGUAUCCAGGAAGAGCUUCAGGCACUCCCUCACUAGAUAUUUUCAUUACUCUACUGUCAAUGGGCAAGAAAGAGUACCAGCGUUUGUGUACACAGAGAAAGGACAAUUUUAAGAUCUUGAAAGACCAGCUGGAGCAAGUUGCCACCAAGCACGGGGAGAAAGUACUCAGCAUUCCUCAGAAUCCGAUAUCAAUUGCUGUCAGCUUGUCUAACCUUCCCACUGGUAAACUGAAUGUAACUGAGUUUGGAUCAAUGCUCUUUGUAAAGAAUGUCUCUGGAACAAGAGUUGUUGGCUCGGGAGCAGAGAAAACGAUUGGCCCUCACACGUUCACCAACUGGGGGUCUCACUGUAAUGACUACCCCUGUGCCUAUUUCACUGCAGCUGCUGCCAUCGGAAUGACCAGAACAGAAAUGGACACUUUUAUCAAAAGACUAGACCAAGUGUUUAUCAAGUUUAGCAAGAGACAAACUGCUAGUAGUCCAGAAAUGCCCAUUAGUACUGAAAAUUGAAUAAUGAUAAACUUGGCA